This is a messenger RNA of Solanum dulcamara, 863 nucleotides long. Its product is annotated as cold-regulated 413 plasma membrane protein 2-like. The record is from RefSeq and is a predicted model, not a curated record. The transcript is spliced from 4 exons. Gene Ontology annotation, cellular component: membrane. The coding region runs from base 98 to 712 and encodes 204 amino acids. NCBI's taxonomy places the organism in Eukaryota, Viridiplantae, Streptophyta, Magnoliopsida, Solanales, Solanaceae.
UCUAAUAGUGAUCAGAUAUUUUAAAUACAGUAUAGCUUUAUUGUGUCAAUAAUAAAUUUGUAUGUUGAACAAGUUUUGAGUAGAAUUUGUAGAGAAGAUGGAGAUGAAGAAGAGUUAUUUGGCAAUGAAGACAGAAUCAGCAGUUGCAAGUAAUUUGAUUGAUUCAGAUUUGAAGGAAAUUGGGAUUGCUGCUAAGAAGUUAGCUAAUCAUGCCAUCAUGCUUGGUGGACUUGGUUUUGGCACUUCUUUUCUCAAAUGGAUUGCUUCUUUUGCUGCUAUUUACUUGUUGAUCUUGGAUCGAACAAACUGGAGGAGCAACAUGCUCACAGCCCUCCUAAUUCCUUACAUUUUCUUGAGUUUCCCUUCAUUUCUGUUUGGUUUGUUCAGGGGAGAUUUCGGAAAAUGGCUAUCUUUGGUUGCUAUUAUAAUACGCCUCUUUUUCCCCAAACACUUUCCAGAUUGGCUUGAAGCACCAGCAGCAUUGGUCCUUCUGAUGGUAGUAGCUCCAAGUUUUAUUGCUGACAGAGUAAGGGACGGUUGGAUCGGUAUGUUGAUUUGCCUUGUAAUUGCGUGCUAUCUGUUGCAAGAACAUAUUAGAGCAUCUGGUGGAUUCAGAAACUCUUUCACUAAAGCUAAUGGCAUUUCAAACACUAUUGGAAUCAUCCUUCUUUUGGUAUAUCCAGUCUGGGGAUUGAUUCUCCACGUUCUAUAAACACAAAAAUUCGAUAAUAUUGCAAUUUGUUUGGAAGAUCUGAGUGUGGUUGUUUUCUUCGAUGUUUGAGUUUUUCUAGAUUUGUGUGGUAUUGUUCUGUGCCCAAAAUUCCUUAUCUUAUCUAUCAAUGAAUCCGUACUUUUUCGUUUUA